Messenger RNA from Mobula hypostoma (lesser devil ray), 7820 nucleotides. RefSeq names its product ectodysplasin A receptor (gene edar). Gene Ontology annotation, cellular component: plasma membrane. The record is from RefSeq and is a predicted model, not a curated record. Gene Ontology annotation, molecular function: signaling receptor activity. The transcript is spliced from 13 exons. NCBI's taxonomy places the organism in Eukaryota, Metazoa, Chordata, Chondrichthyes, Myliobatiformes, Myliobatidae. Gene Ontology annotation, biological process: positive regulation of canonical NF-kappaB signal transduction; positive regulation of JNK cascade. The coding region runs from base 351 to 1712 and encodes 453 amino acids.
GAGUUCUGUCGGAGCGCAAGGUUGAACUGACAAUUACCUGCAGGCUACAGCUACUUGGCUAAAGCUCUGUUGGCAACUCAGCAUUGCCUUCAUGUUCAUCCGUCGCCCGGUGAUAGUUUUGAACUCCAGCGCGUCGUCUCAGAUGCUACUUGACAGCUGAGUUCCUCCAGCAAAUUGGCUUUUGCUCCAAAUCCCGAUGUGUGCAAUCUCUUGCUUCCACCUCAGGAUCUUGUAUUUCAAUCAAGUCUCCUCUCAUGCUUGAAAUCCUAUCCUCUGCAAACUUCCCUCAUAAGACACCCCACCCAUUUCAGAUACAAGGAGAUUGAAGUCUCCAUUUUUCAUAUAAUUUCAUGAAUAGAAAGAUGUUGCAGCUGGGCAAGUUUUUUCUUCUUGUGUUGGUAUUGUUCAUCUCUUCCAUUACUGCGGAUUACUUUUCUCAGUGUGGAGAAAAUGAAUAUUUUAAUCAGACCCUUGGUGCUUGCCAUGCCUGUCCACAAUGUGGGCCAGGUGAAGAACCUGUUUUGAACUGUGGUUAUGGAGUUAAGGAUGAAUUAUAUGGCUGCCAUCCCUGCCAGAAUGGCAAAUUCUCAAAGGGUGCCUAUCAGAUCUGCCGAAGACACAAAGAUUGUGAGGGAUUUUAUCGAGCUACUGUCUUGACACCAGGCACUGCGGAAACUGAUGCGGAAUGUGGUCCUUGUAUCCCAGGCUACUACAUUCUGGAUAACAUGUCAAGAAACACCUACGCAAAGGUUUGCCAUUCCUGUGCAUUGGCACCUCCAAACACCAAGGAAUGCAUGGGAAUCAAUUUGUCUUCAAGCAUUUCAGGCAGUACCAUAGGCAUUAAAGCAAACCCUCCCAUUUUACAAGAAACACACAAAGUAGAUCAGGUGGGCCAAGGACACCUUGGAACUGCUUUAAUAAUUGCAAUGUCCACCAUAUUUAUAAUGGCUAUCGCCAUUGUUUUAAUUGUUAUUUUCUACAUUUUGAAGACGAAGUCUUUUACCUGGGCUUGUUGUCGUGGCCAUUUGGUGAAAAAUGUUGAAGCUCAGCUUGACAACGAAGACGACAAGAAGGAAAUACAGGAAAAUAUUGUAAUAUUCUCUGACAAAGAUGAAUUUGAUAACAAACUGAAGGCAGUUCCACCUAAGACUGAGAAAAGUGAAAACGAUGCUUCCUCAGAAAAUGAGCAACUUUUGAAUCGGAGUAUGGAUAGUGAUGAAGAGGCUGCAUUAGAUAAGCGAGGAAUGUCUGAUUUGUGUCUCCUGUCAUUGGUUCCUUUAACUAGAGAAAAAUCAACAAACGCUAAAGCAUGUGGGAUACAGUCACGUAGGGAAAAGAUACUUGAAUUAUGCAAGAAAGUGUGCAGUUUCACAGAAGGACUCAGCCCUACAGAAUUACCAUUUGAUUGCCUUGAGAAAACCAGCAGAAUGUUGAGUGCCACAUACAGCACGGAUAAAGCUAUUGUAAAAACAUGGCGCCAUCUCGCAGAGAGCUUUGGACUGAAGAGGGAUGAAAUAGGUGGAAUGACAGAAGGAAUGCAACUCUUUGAUCGUAUAAGCACAGCAGGUUACAGCAUCCAUGAUCUGUUGACAAGACUUGUGCAUAUUGAAAGAAUGGAUGCUGUGGAAGCCUUGUGUACGGAUGUUCUAGAGUACACACAGGGUCUACCAAUCACCAAUCCUGCCAUCUCCACCAAAUGUCUGAAUUUGUAGACAAGAGCCACAGAAUAUAAAAAAGUUAGUAAAUCAAAAAUGUUGUGUUCCAUUUUACCAGGGAUUCCGAGACCAGUGAAACAAAAUUCUACAGACUUUCCAUUUAAAUUUAAUUCUUAUUCAGGCGCCUGACCUCUGUUUUAACUGAUAGUGUUAUUAAGAGGCAUUAGGGAACAAUUUUGAAAGGUCAAAUGCAUUUGAAAAACAUUUUAGAAUAUCAAAAGCACAGAUUUAAUUUUGUUCUUUUUAUAAUGCAUCAAGUGGAAGGAAAAAUAAACAAAAACAAGAAAGGCUGAAGAAGAAUGGAAAUGUGGCUGCAAACUAAAUUACUCCAAAUCAUCUUCCAUUAACUGGGGAUUUUUUCUAACACUAUUUCCUGUAGUAAAGCAGAACUCAUGCAACGUUAAGAAAGACUAAAUAAUACCAUUGGAUCCAGGCCUUCCCAAUUGUAGCAUAUGGUCAACUUGUGAGACAGUUGCUUGCAUCAUACCGUACUUACUAUUUAUUUACAUCAAUCCUUCUCAAAGUUAGAACAGAACAGUACAGCACAGUCCAGUCCCUUCAGCCCAUGAUGUUCUGCUUAUCCUUUAAUCUACACCAAGAUCAAUCUAACCCUUCCCUCUCACAUGGCCCUCCAUUUUCCUUUUAUCAACUGCCUAUGUAAGAGUCUUUAAGAUGUCCCUAAUUUAUCUUCCUUUACCAUCAUCCAUGGCAGCACAUUCCAAGUACCCAUCACUCUGUGUAAAAGAAAACCUUCCACUGACAUCUAUGCUAUACUUUCCUCUAAUCACCUUAAAAUAAUGCUCCCUCAUAUUAACCAUUUCCACCCUUGGAAAAAGUUUCUGGCUCUCCACUCUAUGUCUCAAUCAUCUUGUACACCUCUAUCAAGUCACCUCUCAUCCUCCUUUGCUCCGAAGAAAAAACCUUUCCUCAUAACCUCUCCAACCUUUCCUCAUAAAACAUGCUAUCUACAGUAAUCCAGGCAGCAUCCUGGUAAACCCCCUCUGCACCCUCUCUAAAACUUCCACAUACUUCCUAUGAGGAAACCACACUGAACAUAAUACUCCAAGUGUGGGAUAACAGGACCUUUAUUGAUCUGCUACAAUACCUCAUGGCUCUUGAACUCAAUCCUCUGACUAAAGCCCAUAUGCUUCUUAAUCACUCUAUCAACUUGUGCAGCAACUUUGAGGACUCUAUGAUCCCUCUGCUCCGUCAUACUGCUAAGAAACCUGCCACUAACCCUGUACUCUGCCUUCAAGUUUGACCUUCCAGAGUGUAUCACGUUACACUUUUCCUGAUUGAACGUAAUAUGUCACUUCUCAGCCCAGCUCUGCAUCGGAUCAAUGUCUAUUGUAACCUAUAGCCUUCUACACUAUCCACACCACCAACCUUUGUGUCCUCUGCAAACUUACUAGCCCACCCUUUCAGUUCCUCAUCCAAGUCAUUUGUAAAAAUCACAAAGUGCAGAAAUCCCCAACAGAUCCCUGUGGAACACCACUGGUCACUGACCUCCAAGGAGAAUAAGCUCCAUCUACUACCACACUCUGCCUUCUGGGGUUUUUCCUGUCCAGCCCUGAGAAUUUGCCUAUCCUAAUUUUUCAAAAGUUCUAGCAUGUGUGUUUUCCUAAUGUCAACACAUUCAAGUAUAUCAGCUUGUUUUACACGGUCCUCACAAAUGUCAAGGUCCCUCUCACUGAUGAAUACUGAAGGAACUUAUUAAGGACCUCUCCCACCUCCUCCAACUCCAGGCACAUUUCCUCUACUAUCCCUGAUUGGUCUUGCCCUCACUCUGGCCAUCCUCCUGUUUUUCACAUACACAUAGGAUAGCUUGGAGUUUUCUUUAAUCAUAAUCACCAAGGCCUUCUCAUGCCCCAUUCUUGCUCUCCUCUGCAUCUAUUCUUCAGAUUCAUCCUGGCUACCUUGUAACGCUCUAAACAAUGUCUGAACUUUGCUUCCUAAACCUUAAGUAAGCUCCCCCCCCCAACCAGAUGUUCCACAUCUCCUGUUAACCAUGGUUCCUUCACCCUACCAUCCUUUCCAUGCCUCAUCCAGUUACCUAGACAAGUUCUCCCUCAACCGUAAUAUUUCCAUCAUGCAUUUCCCUGAGUACAUCUGUUUCCAAUUUGCGUUCCCCAGUUCCUGCCUAAUAGUAUCAUAAUUUCCCUUCCCCUUCCCUUAAUUAAAUACCCUUGAAUACGGUCUGCUCCAAUGCCUGUCCAAAACAUUAGUAAAGGUCAGAAUUGUGGUCACUGUCUCUGAAUGUUCACCCAGCAAGAGAAGUCUCCUGACCAGGCUCAUUGACUAGUACCAGAUUCAGCAUGGCCUUCUCUCUAUUUAGCCUAUCUUCAUGUUAUGUAAUUCUGCCCCAUCUAAACCUUUUGCACUAAGGAAGUGCCAAUUAACAUUAGGGAAGUUGAAAUCAUCUAUGACAACAACCCUGUUAUUUUUGCACCUUUCCAAAAUCUGCCUCCUGAUCUGCUCCUCUGUGUCUCUUUUGCUAUUGGAGGGUCCCAAUAGAGUGAUUGUUCCCUUCCUGUUCUGACUUCCACCCACACUGACUCAGUUGACAUUCCCUCCAUGACAUCCUCCCUUUCUGCAGCUGUGACAACAAUCCCUGAUUAGCAAUGCACUUUCCCACCUCUUUUACCUCACUUCCUGUCUCUUUUGAAACAUCCAAACCUUGGAAUAUAGAGCAGCCACUCCUGCCCUUGUGACAGCCAAGUCUCUAAUGACCACAUUAUAGUUCCAUGAACUGAUCCAUGCUCUGUUAUUUUACUACUUGCCUUAAAAUAGACACAUUUCAACCGAUCCAGCUGACAGCAAUUAAUGCCCUUUCCAUUGGCCAUCUUUCCUCACAGUCUCUCUACACUUCUAUCUAGCUUUACACCAAUUGCUCCAUCCUCUAACCUAUCACUCUAGGUCCCAACCCCCUGCCAAACUGUUUCAAACCCUCCCCAAGAACUCUAGUAAAUCUACCCAUAAGGAUAUUGCCCCCCACCCCCCAAAUUCAAGUUCUGGUGUAAUCUGUUCCUUUUGUACAGGUCACGCCUUCCCCAGAAGAGAUCUCAAUGAUCCACAAGUCUGAAACCCAGUCGCUGCACUAAUUCUUCAGCCACACAUUCAACUACCAUCCUAUUUUUAACCUCACUGGUGCAUGGCACAGGCAACAAUCCAAAAAUUACUACCUUUGCAGCAAGGAGGCAAAAUACUCUCUGGAAGUCUCUAUCACAUCUACAAAAUUACCUGUCUGUUCCCCUAACCAUUGAAUCCGUCAUCACCAGAGCUCUUCUCUUUUCACACCUUCCUUUCUGAACUACAGAGACACACCCUGGGCUCAGAAGCAUUCCUGAGUUAAGUGUCCUCCCCUCUGCCUCCCCAGCCCCAGCCAACAGUAUCCAAAGUGGCAUACUUGUUAUUGAGGGAUAUAAUAGCAUAGGGAUACUUUGUGCUAUCUAUUUCCUUUACUUCUCCUGACAGGUACCCAGCUAUCUGCCUCCUGCAACCUGUGUGACCACCUCCUGUAGCUCCAUUCUAUCACCUUAUUUUUUUGAAUAAGCUAUGGAUCAUAGAGUUCCAGCUCUAGUUCUCUAAUAUGGUCUAUAAAGAGCAGCAUCCAGAUGCACUUCUUGCAGGUGUAGCAGUCAGGGAGACAGGAUAUCACUCACAUAGUGCAUGAGCAGCGUACCACUAACCUGGGAUCCAUUCUCACUUCUCUGCCUAGGCACUAAUAAAGAAAGAAACAAACGACAGAAAUCUCAAUCUAGCCUCUGCUUCUCCUUGUUGAAGCCUCUGGAGAUAAAGCCUCAUUUCCCCACUCUAACCCUGUCCCACUCCAACAAUGGUCAUUCCACUUAACCUGAACUUCUUUUUACGGUCUUAAUACAUGAUCUCAAGCUGCACAAAACAUCCAACAGGCCCUGCUCACUGGUUAGAUCUGGCAUUUACUCCUUUUCAAAUCUGGAUUUUCUAAAUACUUCUAAAAAUUCAGUUUGUUAUUGAGUACAAAAAUAUAACAUUGUCAAUCUUAUGCUAAAAUACAUUAUUUAAUGAAAAUGUUAUUUAAAAUACAUAAUUUCUAUCUCUGAUGUGAAAUUAACUAAAUACAAUUUGCUAAUUAUCACCUUGCAUCAUUUCAAGUCCCUUGGGAAUAUGCUGUUUUAAUAUUUUUGCAUUACCUUUUGUAUUUAAAUAUGUUAAGUAAAUAUUUAGCACUACGCUGCAUACUGUAUAAUACAAUUUAUUUGUUUUGGCAAACCGAUAAGCUGGCAUCAGGCGAAAGCACUAAGCUACAAUAUUAUGCAACUCUAUCAUAAACAUAGAUUUUCAUGCAGUAUCAAAAUAUUAAGAACUUGUUUAAAUCUUUAGAUCCACUAUUGCUAACAGCUGCAGUGUUAAGCUUGCUCCUGUCUGUUUCUUGUACAUUAUAAUUUAGGUAUUCAAAAUGCAAAAUCCUAUAAAAACUCUUGGUGAACCAUAUAGUGUGAACAUUGUGAUACACCAACUGAAGGAUUAGCAGGGAUAUUUUUAAUUAAAAAUGAACCUGUGACAAAUCCAUAAAUCUUGGUUAAUAAAUAUCUAUUAUUUUUAAUUAAAGGUCCAAUCAUUUUUCCAUUAUCAAUAGUUGCUUUCUGAAAUUAGGGGGAAAGCACACACAUUACCCAAUGGGAAUAAACACUGAAAAACUGAUUAGCUGCUCUCCAUUAAACUAUAGACAGAUAUUCUCAGAACUGGUUUCAAGUUCAUCUAGAAAUAAACUAUGUAUAAAUAUUCAAAUUCACAUACCAUGAGACAAAGCUUAAAAAAAAUCAAUAAAUUGAAUUUAUAAUGGUCCAAUCUCUAUUACUAUCAGUAUAAAAACUCUGUCAUCAGCCACUAAAAUCUCUUAAAAGAUAGCUGAUGCAAUGAUAUGGUACACCUAAAUGCCAAUGAAGAUCUUUAUAACGGUAGUAAUAAUAAAUAAUUUUGAAGAAAAUUUUAAAUCUCACAGUGUUUAAAGUGUACUCUAGUUACAGACUAGGGAUAACUUUUCGUUUUCUGAAAAUGAGUAAAAGGCUUGGAAAUAAUGGCUGAACUUUAAUGUCUUUUCCAGUGAUGAUUGCUUAGGAUUCGUGGCUUCAGAUCGAUGUGAAGAUAUUAGCAAAAAAGAAAAGCAUUUUAGAAGGACGCAUUUCAAUUAAUUAGAAUCAGAAUCGGGUUUAAUAUCACUGGCAUAUGUCAUGAAACUUGUUGUUUUGCAGCAUCAGUACAUUGCAAUGGAUGAUAACAAAAACUAUAAAUUAAAAUGUAUAUAAAAAAUGUAAUUAAAUAAGCAGUGCUGAAAAGAGGAAAAGUACUGAGGUAAUGUUCUUAAGUUCAUUGUCCAUUCAGAAAUCUGAUGGCAAAUGGGAACAAGUUGUUCCUGAAACACUGAGUGUGUGUCUUCAGAUUCUCGUACCUCUUCUUUUAUGGUAUAAAUAAGAGAGCAUGAAUUGCAUGAUGGGGGUGUUUAAUGAUGGAUGCCACCAUUUUGAGGCGUCACCUUUUGAAGGUGUCCUGGAUGCUGGGAAGACUAGUGCCCAUGAUAGAGCUGGCUGAGGUUGCAACUUUCUGCAGCUGAGAGCAAAAUCCAAACUGUUUGAGGAAUUCAAGCAGUAUCUAUUGUUGGGGAAUGAAUUGUUGUUUCAGGUUGAGAACCUGCAUCUAGUCUGGGAUUGGAAAGAGAUGAUAGCCAGUAUAAAGAGGAGAGCAGGAGGGGUGAGACAGAGGCCUGUGGGUGAUAGGUGGAUUGAGGAAGGGUGAAGGAUGAUGGGCAGAUGCAGCCUAAUGAAGGAAGGAGGGGAGUGUAGUUAGAAGACACAGACAGGUGGAUGCUAGAUAGAUACAGAUAAGGAAUAAAAAGACAGAUGGAACCAGGUCUGGGUGGGGGAGCAAGCAUGAAGGUAGAGAGAGCUGCUGAAGAGUUAUAAGUGAAGAAGUUCCAAGUGCUGGAAAGUGUUGACUAAGGAAGGUGUUAAUAGAGAAACAUAGAAACAUAGAAAAUAGGUGCAGGAGUAGGCCAUUCGGCCCUUCGAGCCUGCACCGCCAUUUAUUAUGAUCAUGGCUGAUCAUCCAACUCAGAACCCCGCCCCA